Messenger RNA from Asterias rubens (European starfish), 2925 nucleotides. RefSeq lists its product as uncharacterized. Bases 133 to 1476 code for a protein of 447 amino acids. NCBI's taxonomy places the organism in Eukaryota, Metazoa, Echinodermata, Asteroidea, Forcipulatida, Asteriidae. The transcript has 15 exons. The record is from RefSeq and is a predicted model, not a curated record.
UUCCAGUGCACAUUCUUGGGCUCAACUCAGCUACAUGUACUUACCAUUGUAGUUUUUGUAUUGCCGUGAACCACAACAGUUACUAAAGAAUGUUAAAAUAAAUACUUUCACCAACAGUCUGACAGAUAAAAUAUGAAAAGUUUCUGUGUGGAGACGCAGCGAUGCGUCGGUAUAUUUGAAGACGACCAAGGACAUGAAGGAAGCUCUAAUAGAGGGCCGAUAUUGACAGUUGAUGAGGGACUAGGAUCUCUGAAAGAGAACUUUGAUGUUUUUUUAAAAAAAAAUGGUGACACCAACACUAGAGGUGAUGGACAGGGUCGCAGCACCACCUCCACAAGAGUGCCUACAUCAUGUAGACCAAGAAGUGGCACCUUGUCAAGAGGUGCCCAGUUCAACAGAAGUAUAGAUAGUGGAGUAGGGGGUUCAGAACCCCCUGAAGACGGCAAAGGUGGACCCCCCAUCCCUGGACAUUACAGGGAUUACGAGGGGGGAGACGAGGAGGAAACAAACCGUGAUGAGGAAGCGUGGCAGACUGCUGGAGGAGAUGCAGGUGUAAACUGCAGUAAUUGCAAUGGUCGGCCCAAAACCAUCCAGGUUUGUUUCACUGCAGAAGGUAGUUUCCCUGUGCUGAUUGCUAUUGCUGUAUACUGCAGUGAAGCGUGUGCACAGACAGAGCGAACUGGGAGUGAAAGUGUCAUCUCUGUAACUCUUUGGGACACCGAGUCAUCUUCGAUUAGACUGUGUCCCAUCUGCUACGAGUUCAAGUCGAUGCCAAUCACAAUCUGCUGGAACUGCCGAGCAUACAUGUGUGGGACAUGUAGUCGGGAUUCCAAAAAAGUGAAUAGCAAAUUUAAAUGCCCCUACCAAUGCCCGGAAGACAGUUCGAUUGUAAGAGUUCUUCUACCAGCCUGUAUUGCCGAGGCUGCGCAGUUGGUGACUAUAGACUUGGACGAGGUAGUUCCUGGUGAUCAGUUUAAUGAAGAGCGAGAGAGAUACAUCUGGCCCAGUGAUAGGUCAAGGUCAAGGCCGCUUUCGUUUGAGCACACCAACUACGUGAGCUUGCCGCCGAUGUUUGAUGAGAGUGCGGUAGACGGUGUUAUUCAGAGGAUGCCUCCGGAGCAACAGUUUAUGCGUCACAGAAGAGCCCAAUUAGAUGACGAGAACAGACGUUUGGAUGAAGCAAACUUUUUCCAAAGCCUAUUUUCUACUGAAAAUACACAUGUGGAGUCCUCCACAAUUCUCAUCUCACCUGAUCCACUAGAUGAUAGUGAUCAUGGGACUCCAUCGGAACCUCCUUCCAUAGAUUACCAACCUCCUUCUCGGGAAGUCGAAGUUGAACAGGAAAUUGAGGACCCUGGUGUAGAGGAGGAGCAAGAGGAUAAUCAGCCGCAAGAGCUGGUCCCAACCCUCGCCCCAGCUCCAAAAGAGAGUGAUGAAGAAGAAGAUGAGGAUGAAGGUGUCCUCGGUUUAAAAUGAUCCCCUGGCAGCCACUUCCCAGGUUGUAUCAUAAUUUGGGUGUGAUCCCUAAAUACACGAUAGUUUACGAUUGUAUGGCUUCCGACUGGCACCCCCGAACAAGAUAUUGACAAAAUAGGGACACCGCCAAUAUAGGGCUAGAUAGCUCAGUUGGUAGAGCGCUGGCAUGUUAAUCCGGAGGUCGUUUGUUCAACCCCCAAAAUCUUUUUAAAAUUUAACCAGUCAUUUUCCCAUGUGGUUUAUGCAUAUAAAAAAUUAUUACCAAGGAGAAUUACAUUAAAAUGUUGCGGGGUUUGCCUCCUGACGGGUUUGCAACUGACUUUAAGCGAACAUUAGACGAGGUUAACGACAAGAAACUCAACGAAAUCACUGAAAGCUUGCAGUUUGAUAUUGACAAGGUGAACGAUUAUUUUACUUGUCUCGAGAACCGGGUUAAAAGCCUAGAACUAGAGAAACCAAUGAACGCCUACGUUGAAAAAAUACUGACGAGCCAUGCCCUGCUGAUAGAAAGAAAUGAAGCAUACUCCCGUAGGAACAACGUACAAAUUUUUGGCAUUCCUGAGGUGCCAGACGACAACCCAGAGUCCCUUGUACUCGAUUUGUUCAAGCAAAAACUACAUGUUGAGUGCCAAAAGCAAGACCUGGAGCGUGUUCACCGAGUCGGAGUUCAGACUCUUAACAAUGAACAAUACUCAAAACAAUGGUUCGGAUAAGGUUAAUCCUGAUGUGGUAUACUGAUUUCUCUAAUUUAUGCAAACCUCCUACUAUGAUUCUUUUUAUGAUGCCUUUUACAUGUCUGUUAAAAAUGAUGAGACCAGGGGUAAUACUAGUUGGCAUGUUGUUAACUUGGAGUUACUUGAUUGUCCAGUUAUACAGAGAAGAGGUAGAAAAGGCUGUCAAAGCCAUGAAAAACAACAAACAACCUUGCAAAGAUGGCAUUAGGUCCGAGAUGAUCUCUUCUGCUAGUUUUAUUUGUGCAAGCCUUUUACUAAAUUAUUUAAUUUUAUUUGGAAUACAGAGCAAGUUCAGUCCUCAUGGUCUGAUUGUCUCAUAUGCCCAAUUCAUAAGAAAGGGUCACGAAGUGACUCAGGAAAUUACAGGGGCAUCACUUUAUUGAGCUGUUUAGGUAAAUUAUUUCAAACGGUUGUCAGGAACAGGUUGACCCAAUGGGCUGAUGACAUUUUAGUGGAUAACCAGACUGGUUUUAAAACAGGGUAUUGCACCAUGGACAAUGUGUUUGGUUUAAAUACUGUCAUUCAGAAAUCCUGCAGCGAAAAGAAAAAAACUAUUCAACACAAGAUAGUGACGCUUGGCGCAUGCUAAAAAACAUGCCCUCAAAGUUGAAACAAUAUCUGAUUUUUGUCAGUUAAUAAGCAAAUGCUCCUUUAGGUUUGUUACGUCUUUCAUGUGCCUUCUUCGACUUCCCCACUAGCUGGAAUUUUUUGGGGG